Messenger RNA from Gamsiella multidivaricata, 205 nucleotides. RefSeq lists its product as uncharacterized. The transcript is spliced from 2 exons. Lineage: Eukaryota; Fungi; Mortierellomycota; Mortierellomycetes; Mortierellales; Mortierellaceae. The annotation marks the transcript as partial. The record is from RefSeq and is a predicted model, not a curated record.
UAUGGCGUUCUUGGAGUCCGACAAGAGGCGGUCAAAGUACUGCCGAAGCUGUCAAAUGUACUUUGAUCGCAGUAUUGUCGGCUCUGGGAACAUUGCCACCGUGUGUCUGUCGCAAAUCCAGAACCAGUGCCGGCCUGCCAAGUUCAUGCCAUCAAACCCUCUUUCAAAAUUUGUAAUUCAACAUACAAAAAUAGCGUGCAUGAAC